Acanthoscelides obtectus is the source of this 2172-nucleotide messenger RNA. NCBI's taxonomy places the organism in Eukaryota, Metazoa, Arthropoda, Insecta, Coleoptera, Chrysomelidae. The record is from the annotation of a GenBank genome assembly.
CACACGUCAAGUCAAUGUAAAAGGUUAGAAAAUUGGCGCUAUUUUCAGUUUUUAAUGUGUACUUGUUAUGUUUUGUCUAUAAUAUUCAAGAAAUGAAAAAUUAAUUUAAUUUAGUUCCUAUACAGUUCUCUGCGAUACAAAAUGGAAUAUGAAAAAUACGUGAAUGACUCCAGGAUACCCUGCAAAUAUGGUUCUAAGUGUUAUCAAAAAAAUCCAUUGCAUCAUGAAAAAUACAAGCACCCUCCUCAAAAAGCAAAUCCUAGAAAGGAUAGGCAACAUACACAGCCUAGGAAGAAAAGAAAGGUGGAAGAAACAAACACUAAGGAACAAAGCAACAAAAAGGAUUUGCCAGUUGAAGAUGAUGCAGAUACAAGCACUGAAACGGUUGAUAAUUGCAUUUCCGGAAGCGAGUCAUCUGAAAGCAACGAAGAUACAGUUUGUUCGGAUCAAAUGUCUGAUGCUACUUCCACUGAAAGUAUAUCUGACAAUAAUACGGAAUCAAAAGAUACUAGAGUAUCGCCACAUGAAAAACCUGAUUUGAAAUGGCAGGGAAUAAAAACAAAUACAGAUGCUAAGGAAGAUGAACAAACAGGAAAAUACAAAAAAUUCAUUAAGGAAAAGUUUUUUAUUGAACUGCCUCAAGACUUUUAUGCCUUUUGGGAAUUUUGUAAGAAAUUAAACUCUAAAAACCCACUAGAUGCCUUGAAUGGUAUACAUUUAAAACUUGUUGGUCCCUUCGAUGCACUGGCAGGAAAAUUUGAUAACAUUAAAAAGUCUGAUGAUGAUUAUUUGAUUCAUUGGAGGUAUUUUAGAGAUCCUCCUGAAUUUUUAACAAUAUUGAAAGGAAAUGAUAAAACAGGACAUCACAUGGGAUAUUUUCGUGAUUCAUCUGAUGAAGUUCCAGUCGUUUUGGCUAGUAAUGAGUCAGAAAAAGAUGGUGUAUUCACAAUAAUGGGCGGUAAUAUUUUUGCAGCUGUAAGGAAAACUUACGUAUUAUUGCCUGACCUAUACGUUCUGCAAAGUCCCGACUUUGAGUACACCCUGUAUUGCUCAGUGAGAGGAUCGCUCAAAUGUAAAAUAUUUUACAUAGAAAACUUGAAGAAGAUUGCAGAUCCAUUUAUGAAAAUGAAUAUUCCAAAGAUCGAAGCACAAAUAAAUAAAGAAGCAGAAAAACUGUCAUUAGACAUGAGCAAAAAAACUAAAGCUAUUGCUGCUAGAGAAAGAAAAAUUGUUUCCAGGACAAUGAAUAAGAUUGGACUUGUGGUACCAUAUGAUAAAAAAACUCAGUUGGGAUACAGAGAGCUAGCAAUGAACAACAAAGAGCUGAAAAAUGUUUUGGACAAACUUCAAGACUGUCUUCCUGAACAAAGAGAAAAAUACCUGUCUGAUUUACAGCCAGUCUUAACAUAUGCCAGCAUCGCAGCUGAUGAAUGUGAUUUUGGAACAGGUAUCGAACUUGGGUGGAACCUCAUCUGCCAUGGUAUAGACAGCCUGAAUUCCACUGCACUGCAGUACUUAACCUCAAAUUACAGGCUGUUAAAUAGAGAAGCAUUUGCCAAAAUUGCAGAGGCACAUAUGAAAAAUAGGAGAAAGGGAUGUAAAUUGAGUGUGCUGUGAUUUUGCAUGAUGCUUUUAUUAAAACUUCUAAAAUUUUAAUUCUGAUUAUUGGAAACCAUAUAACACCCUGCUGAUUAUGGAUCAAAUUGGUUCAACCAUUGUAAUAUUUGGCUGUUGGACAUGGAUAGCUGAGAAUGUAAAACAUUUGAAUUUUGUUUGCAAUUCAACUAUUUUUUUAUUGAAGCAGUCGCGAAAGUAAAAACUUAUGUGAUCCGCCUUCAGUACAAGUUUGAACUCACUUAGUUGUCUGUAGCAUUUUUUUUAAACAGUUUUUUCGGUAGUAUUCUAAAAAUGAGUGACACCAAUUUAAAGCUUUGGGCUUGGGCACAGUGCAAUGGAAACUAUUGCUAAACAGGCUUAACGAGAUAGUGUUUUGUCAAGAGACCAGGUUUUUCGGUGGUUGAAUGCAUUUUCAGAAGAGAGAGAGUCGAUUUAAGAUGAACCACGCAGCGCAAGGCCUUCAUCUACAAGAACCGAUAAAAAUAUCGACAGAAUCCGGGAUGUACGUUCAGAUCGUCAGUUGACAAUUAGAAUGAUCGGGGGAAAAGUUAAAUU